Molecule: messenger RNA, 1634 nt
Organism: Megalops cyprinoides (Indo-Pacific tarpon)
Lineage: Eukaryota; Metazoa; Chordata; Actinopteri; Elopiformes; Megalopidae
Product: NF-kappa-B-activating protein-like
Exons: 8
Coding region: 99-1352 (417 amino acids)
Biological process (GO): regulation of gene expression
Cellular component (GO): nucleus
Molecular function (GO): chromatin binding
Source: RefSeq, a predicted model, not a curated record
GCUUACAUUAGUGCACCACUCUUGUACAGUUGUAAACAACGGAAGCAGAAUGGACUGACGCUAAAAACACGCUGUAAGCAGAUGUAGGUGCCGCAAACAUGCCUCCCGUACAUCGUUCGAGGAGCCGCAGUUCAGAACAUGUGAGCAGCCCGAAGAGACAACGACGUAGUCGUUCCCGCAGCGGCAGCAGGAAUCGCUCCAAGAGCCCCGCGGCCAAGCAUAAUGGGAGCUCCGUUAAAGAGGACCGAAGGUCGCGAUGGUGUGACUUUAGGGAGAGAGGCGGCUCUAGAUUUCGCACCUCCCGCAGCCGCUCCCGCUCCCGCUCACGCGAGAGAGAUUCGUGGUCCAGCCAGCAACGAGACGGGAGACACAGCCACGGAUCACGCUUUGACCAUUACAACAAAAGGGACGACGUUCUACGGCAGAGACAAGAUGCGUUCAUAGCCAGGCGACUGCAAGAACGGGAGAGGAUUGGGGAACUGGGCGCACCGGAGGUCUGGGGCUUUUCACCGAGGGUCAGAGAACCAGAUUCUGAUGAGCACACCCCUGUUGAAGAUGAUGUGAAGAACAACAGCUCAGACUCAAGUUCAGAAGAGGAAAAGAAGAAGAAAAAGAAGAAGAAAAAACGGUCAAAAAAGAAGAAGCAUAGGAAACACUCUGAAGAUAGUGAAUCAGAAAGUGAAUCUGAUGAGGAAGAGGAAAAAAAGAAGAAAAAAAGGAAAAAGGGGAAAAACAAAAAGUAUCAUAUGCUUACAUUGUGUUAUUUUUUUUUCUCUUGCACAGCUUCUAAAAGUACUAGAAUGGAACUGUACAAACCAUCUCUUGUGCCCCCCUCCAGGAAAAAAUCAAAGAAGAAGAAAAAUAAGAAAGCCCGCAAAGAGUCAACUGAUUCCAGCAGCGAUCAGUCUGAGGACGAAGAGGAGGACCAGAACGGGGAGCUGUGGGUGGAGAAAACCUGCGGUGACGAGCAUGUCGUUGGUCCUGAGGCUCCCCUCACACACCUGUCCCAAGACGACAAACCUCUUAAUUACGGUCAUGCGCUGCUGCCUGGUGAAGGUGCUGCCAUGGCAGAGUAUGUGAAAGCUGGGAAGCGUAUUCCUAGAAGAGGUGAAAUCGGCCUGACCAGUGAUGAGAUUGCCUCUUUCGAGCAAUCUGGCUAUGUGAUGAGUGGCAGCAGGCAUCGACGAAUGGAGGCUGUGCGUCUGAGAAAGGAAAACCAGAUUUACAGUGCAGACGAAAAGAGAGCCCUGGCAUCCUUCAACCAAGAAGAGCGCAGAAAGAGGGAGAACAAGAUCCUGUCAAGCUUCCGGGAAAUGGUAUACAGGAAGACAAAAGGCAAAGAAGAGAAGUAAAAUAACACAGAUUUCGGACUGCAGGGUUAAAAUCUGUUGGACCUGGUUUUCCAUUUUCUUUAUUUUCUCAGUGGAGUAUAUAUUUCAAUUCAUGAUUCUUUUCCUGUUCUUUUUCCACCUUGUUGACAUUACACAUUAUAAAAACAUUAGAAGAUACAUUGAUAUCCUUCUACAUUUUGUGUUUAUAUUUAGAGGUGAAUUGUCAGGAACUAAAUAUUGUUGUAAUUAUAUGAAACUUCAAAGGAGGAGGUUCUCUUUUCACUUAGAAGAAAAAAAAGACUC